AUGAUUUUCCGCCCCGAGCCUCUUUACGCGCUCAACGCGUCAACCCUUUUCAUUUACCUGCGUGUCUGGAUUCAUAUUGGUUUUUCUAUUUCUACACAGACAUUUACCAUGUCGGACUAUGAAGAUGAAAUGGACGUGGAUGCGCCCAAGGACGUGCAAUUCACCUCCGACAACGCAAGUGGAAAAAAGAGAAAUGUCGCCGAUCUACCAGUCGAAGCUCAAGAUAAUUUGCCGUGGGUCGAGAAAUACCGACCAAGCAGCCUGGAUGAUGUCUCUGGCCAUCAAGACAUCCUCGCGACUAUCAAUCGGUUUGUGGAGACAAAUCGACUACCCCAUCUCCUCCUCUAUGGACCUCCGGGAACCGGAAAGACUUCCACUAUCUUGGCCCUGGCGCGGCGAAUCUAUGGCACAAAAAACAUGCGACAGAUGGUGUUGGAGCUGAAUGCAAGUGAUGAUCGUGGUAUUGACGUUGUUCGAGAACAAAUCAAGACCUUUGCAAGCACCAAACAGAUCUUCAACAUGGCUCCCCAGGGCACUGCCGGCUCUCCUCUGGCAGGUUACAAAUUGAUCAUUUUGGACGAAGCCGAUGCGAUGACUUCCACCGCACAAAUGGCCCUCCGUCGUAUCAUGGAGCGCUACACUGCUAAUACUCGAUUCUGCGUCAUUGCCAAUUACACACAUAAGCUAUCCCCGGCACUGCUGUCCCGGUGUACCCGAUUCCGGUUUAGCCCAUUGAAGGAAGUCGAUAUUCGGACCUUGGUCGACAAAGUGAUUGAGAAGGAGGGUGUCAAGAUACAGCCCGAUGCGGUCGAUAGUCUCGUGACCCUGAGCAAAGGUGAUAUGCGACGAGCCCUCAACGUGCUUCAGGCAUGCUUUGCCAGCAGUAUCCCACUGCCGAUGAGAGACGCCCCCAAAACUCCUCGUCCCGAACCCGAGGCUGUCACCAACGCAACGAUUUACGACUGUAUUGCUGCCCCACACCCAUCCGAUAUCCAAGAAAUCAUGACCACCAUCCUCUCCACCAGCGAUGUCACUUCCUGUCUCAACACCGUGCAGACCCUCAAGACCAACAAGGGUCUGGCUUUGGCCGACAUUCUCUCCGCACUAGCAGACCAACUCCAACGGCUCGAAGUCCCCGCUCAAACACGCAUCACGUGGCUCGAGGGACUGGCCGAGAUUGAAUGGCGACUUGCUGGGGGUGGUUCGGAAGCUAUUCAAACUGGAGGGCUCGUCGGCGUGGUGCGAAAUGGAUGUGAGUUAAUGGGGGACAAGGGUGUUGCGGUAUAA
Penicillium coprophilum is the source of this 1287-nucleotide messenger RNA. RefSeq names its product replication factor C subunit 3. NCBI's taxonomy places the organism in Eukaryota, Fungi, Ascomycota, Eurotiomycetes, Eurotiales, Aspergillaceae. Bases 1 to 1287 code for a protein of 428 amino acids. Gene Ontology annotation, cellular component: DNA replication factor C complex; Rad17 RFC-like complex; Ctf18 RFC-like complex. Gene Ontology annotation, molecular function: DNA clamp loader activity; DNA binding; ATP binding. The transcript has 5 exons. Gene Ontology annotation, biological process: DNA-templated DNA replication; DNA repair. The record is from RefSeq and is a predicted model, not a curated record.